Messenger RNA from Camelina sativa (false flax), 1314 nucleotides. The record is from RefSeq and is a predicted model, not a curated record. NCBI's taxonomy places the organism in Eukaryota, Viridiplantae, Streptophyta, Magnoliopsida, Brassicales, Brassicaceae.
UGAAUAAUCCCCCGGCCCCGGGGGACAAAAAGCCAUUGCUUAAACCCUAAAACCAGCCUCUUCCUCCUUCUUCCUCUCUGCGCUGCUUUCUUCUUCUUCUUCUUCAAAGCUACUUGAACAGCUCUCUACUGGCUGGCUGGUUGGGUCCUGUACUACUGAAAUGGAGGAAGAGCUUCGUGUUCGGCUCAAUGAGCAUCAAGUGUCAAAGGUUUUUCCAGUGAAACCAAAAUCAACGGCUAAACCUGUUUCCGAAUCGGAGACUCCAGAAUCCAGAUACUGGUCCUCCUUCAAACCUCACCCCGUUCCUAAUCUCGUCUCCUCCGUCUCCGCCUUGGCUUUCUCUCCUGUCCACCCUCACUCCUUGGCCGUAGCUCACUCCGCCUCCGUCUCCCUCUUUUCCUCCCUCUCUCUUUCCUCCUCCCGCCGCUUCUCCUUCCGUGAUGUUGUCUCCUCCGUCUGUUUCCGUUCCGACGGCGCUCUUUUCGCCGCCUGCGAUCUCUCCGGCACUGUCCAGGUCUUCGACAUCAAGCAACGCAUGGCUCUCCGUACCCUCCGCUCCCACACCAACGGAAAAGGGCCGAGGAACAAACCUCUCUCUCUCUCUCUCGACGGUGUGGUUCCAAUCUUACGAACAAGCAACGGUGAUCGGUGGAUGGAAGAAGAGGUGCGUUGCUACUGUUUUGGAGNGCUGAGGCCGACGUAUUUCAGGUACUUCCAGAGAGGGCAGAGCGAGAAGCCAUCCAAAGAGGAUUACUUGGUCAAGGAGAAGAAAGGAUUGAAGCUCACAAGACACGAUAAGCUGUUGAAGAAGUUCAGGCACAAGGAGGCUCUGGUCUCCGUGUUGGAGGAGAAGAAACCGGCUAAUGUGGUCGCAGUGAUGGAGGAAUUAGUGGCAAGGAGGAAGUUGAUGAAGUGCGUGUCGAAUAUGGAGGAAAGCGAGUUGGGAAUGCUGCUAGGCUUCUUACAAAGGUACUGCACUGUGCAGAGGUAUUCAGGAUUCUUGAUGGGAUUGACAAAGAAGGUUUUGGAGACGAGAGCUGAGGACAUCAAGGGUAAAAACGAAUUUAAAGGACUUCUCAGGAACUUGAAGAGAGAGGUUAACCAGGAGAUUAGGAUACAACAGUCUCUUCUAGAGAUUCAGGGUGUUCUUGCUCCUCUGAUGAGAAUUGCUGGGAGGAGUUGAUGAAUCAAUGCAAGUUUUGUUUGUUUCUUUUUUAAUGCUUUCAGUUUUUUUUUUUAUGCUAAUGAUAUGUCAUGGUAAUCUAAACUUUGAAAUGAUGGAUUUAUAUAACAAAGAGCAGUUUUGUUGGGUUC